CAAGAAUUUUGGAAUAUGAACCCUACUACUGGAAUCUUCCGGGUCUCUAAUACUAUUUCUAAUUCGAUAGAUGAAAUAUUAAAAAAAUAUCUUACACCAAAUUCGCUAGCACUGCAACGGAAGCAAAUGAUGGAAAGCCUGUUGUAUAGAGUUCGGAUAAAUGAACUUAAGGAUAUUAGUAUAACAAUGCAGAAUUCAGAUCAGUAUAACGAAGGGUUUCUCGAGGAUGAUUAUGAAGAACCUCAAAUUUUAAUUAACAUGGCUUUGGAGGAUUGUUUAGAGGAUGUUUUGAGUGAAAUAUAG
Messenger RNA from Cetraspora pellucida, 303 nucleotides. Lineage: Eukaryota; Fungi; Glomeromycota; Glomeromycetes; Diversisporales; Gigasporaceae. The record is from the annotation of a GenBank genome assembly.